ACAGUUAGGGGUUAACAGUUAUGCAUUCCCCCCUCGAGCCUUUUUAAAUUAACUACCUCGCACUAAACCAGUUAUUUUUUUCAAACCAGCAUCUUUCAAACUGAAGAAUAACAGUAGCUUAAUUCAACAGCUAGCUAAACUAACUGAACUCACACUUCAGAAAGAGCAGGACGAAUUCACUUUGCUGAUUCACGAACGAAAACAUGUCGGACAACUUAGAGAAUAUCUCUGAGAAUAUGGCCAAGCUGACGCUGAAGAGGCUGUCGGCCGAGGAAGAGUUCCCAGAUCUCAGUCAGCACAACAACCACAUGGCCAAGUUCUUAACCCUGGACAUUUACAAGAAGCUGAGAGAGCGGGCUACACCCAACGGCUUCACCAUAGAUGGUGUCAUUCAGACAGGGGUUGAUAAUCCUGGCCACCCCUUCAUCAUGACCGUGGGCUGCGUCGCCGGAGAUGAGGAGACCUACGAGGUGUUCAAAGAGCUGCUGGACCCCGUGAUCGAGGACCGACAUGGAGGCUACAAACCCUCAGACAAGCACAAGACCGACCUGAACCCAAGCAACCUGAAGGGUGGUGAUGACCUCGACUCCAACUACGUCCUGAGCUCCCGAGUGCGAACCGGCCGCAGCGUCCGCGGCUUCUGCCUGCCGCCUCACUGCAGCCGAGGAGAGAGGCGCGCUGUGGAGAAGCUCUCCAUCGAAGCUCUGGCCUCCCUGAGUGGAGACCUGAAGGGGAAAUAUUACGCCCUGAAGAACAUGACGGAAGCAGAGCAGCAGCAGCUCAUCGACGACCACUUCCUGUUUGACAAGCCAGUGUCUCCUCUGCUGCUGGCCUCAGGGAUGGGCCGCGACUGGCCUGACGCCAGGGGCAUCUGGCACAACGAUAACAAGACAUUCCUGGUGUGGGUGAACGAGGAGGACCACCUGCGUGUGAUCUCCAUGCAGAAAGGCGGGAACAUGAAGGAAGUGUUCGAUCGCUUCUGCACCGGACUCACCAAGAUUGAGACCCUGUUCAAGGAAAGAAACCAUGCCUUCAUGUGGAAUGAGCACCUGGGCUACGUCCUCACCUGCCCUUCUAACCUGGGCACCGGCCUGCGUGCGGGUGUGCACGUCAAGCUGCCAAACAUGAGCAAACAUGCCAAGUUCGAGGAGGUUCUCAAGAAGCUGAGGCUCCAGAAACGUGGAACUGGUGGAGUGGACACGGCCGCUGUGGGCGGAGUCUUUGACAUUUCCAACGCCGACAGACUGGGCUUCUCCGAGGUGGAGCUGGUGCAGAUGGUGGUUGACGGAGUCAAGCUGCUGGUGGAGAUGGAGAAGAAGCUGGAGAAGGGCCAGUCCAUCGACGACAUCAUGCCCGCCCAGAAGUAAAACCAUCCCGACGCCCAACCCCCGCCCCCCCCCCCCCGUCCCCUCUGUCUGAAUGAAUGUUUGACUCUGUCCUGAAACGCACUCAGUUUGGACUUGUUAGUGUAUUUAAAAUGAAACGGUUCCUGUGAGAAUGGAAAUGCAAUAAAUAAAAAAAAA
Sander lucioperca (pikeperch) is the source of this 1523-nucleotide messenger RNA. RefSeq names its product creatine kinase, brain a (gene ckba). Gene Ontology annotation, molecular function: creatine kinase activity. Gene Ontology annotation, biological process: phosphocreatine biosynthetic process. The record is from RefSeq and is a predicted model, not a curated record. Lineage: Eukaryota; Metazoa; Chordata; Actinopteri; Perciformes; Percidae. The coding region runs from base 204 to 1367 and encodes 387 amino acids. The transcript is spliced from 8 exons.